CCUCCUCUUUCGCUAGGCUAAGGGGAUUGAGGCCGAGAAGGACAUGUAUUACCUAGGCGCUCCCCCCGCAUGACAUGUAACCAGCUCUGCCGGUUCGCCUCCCAGCCUCGCCACCCCUCUUCAGCAACCGUGAAUCAAUCAAUCAAUCAAUCCUCGUCACUUCGGCCUCAGAAUCCACCUCGCUCCUCCUCCUCCACCUCGCCCCGCCUCUGAGGUAGGCCUGGCGCCUGCGUAGUACGCCAUGGAGGCCGGGACGCUGCGAGCGGGCGGAGGAAUGUGCGUUACAGUUAAAUAGUGGGUUCAGCGGCCACAGGAACGGCGAGUGGCGGCACUUCUAGGGAUCGGAUGAGGAAGACUGGUUGAGGCGGCACGGGUCAGAGGAGGCGGUUCAGACCAGGCUCCAGCUGCGGCGCUGCGGGGACAGAGACUCGGCAGCAGCGCCGGCGGGCGAGAAGGCGAGACAGGGUGGGCCGGCUGACCGACCAGAGCAGACGGAGGGUCUCCAUGGCGCGGCGUGGGCUCCUGGGCGACCGCGGCACCCACAGCUCCUCCGUUGUUAGCCGCGCUUGGUUCCCCUGAGAGGCGCUGCUGCUUCUCCUCCUCUAGCAACAGGACAGACUCUUGUCUCGUCGUUGAUCCUCGGAUUGGGCCGGAGUAAGAAGGGGGAGCCGCCGGGGCCUCAGUCAUCGCCCUCCGCCCCCCUCUCACACGGGUGGGACUGUAGUAGGUGGAGUGCUGGGGACUGGAAUAGGCGGCGGCAUUUCUACCUCUAUGAUGAAGUUCAAGCCGAACCAGACGCGGACCUACGACCGGGAGGGCUUCAAAAAGCGGGCGGCGUGCUUGUGCUUCCGCAGUGAAAGGGAGGACGAGGUGCUUUUAGUAAGCAGCAGCCGGUACCCAGAUCAGUGGAUUGUUCCAGGUGGGGGAAUGGAACCAGAAGAGGAACCAGGUGGUGCUGCUGUCAGAGAAGUCUAUGAAGAGGCUGGAGUAAAAGGAAAACUAGGUAGAUUGCUGGGAAUAUUUGAGAAUCAAGACCGGAAACAUAGGACUUACGUUUAUGUUCUUACAGUGACUGAAAUCCUGGAAGACUGGGAGGAUUCGGUUAAUAUAGGAAGGAAGAGAGAGUGGUUUAAAGUUGAAGAUGCAAUCAAGGUCCUUCAGUGUCACAAGCCUGUACAUGCAGAGUAUUUGGAAAAAUUGAAACUAGGGUGUUCACCAACCAAUGGAAAUUCUGUGGUCUCCUCCCAUCCUGAUAACAACUCUCUAUAUGUUACUCCUGCACAGACUUCUGGGCUGCCGUCUACUGUAAGAUAAAAUUCAGUUACUUUUUUGUUCACCAUCACAAGGGGAGAUGUGUUAGUGGUCAUGUGCUAUGUGUAUAGUCAUUGAAGUUCUGAGUGUGUGAACACUUUGUGUUCAGACAUACACCUUCUUUCUUUUUUUAGCAAUGUGUAAUAUUUCUACAAACCAAAGCCAUACAGGGAAUUCUUAAAGAUGCCUUAAAUGGUCCUCUUUGUGGCUUUUUAAAAGCAUAGAUAUCUUAAGUACCUGAUUUAAAAAAAAAAUAAGAGUGAAUUUGUUGACAUUUGAGUCUGGCUUAAUUUUGUUAAAUUUCCUAAAAAACAAAAACUGUUCGUUUUGGGAAACUUUCUUUUAAUCUAGUCAUCCUUAUUUCCCUACUUCAGUACAAAAUUACCUGGAGGAAUUAAAAGGCAGUGGAAACGAACAAGAAGUGCCUUCCAUGUCAAGAAGUGUUCUCCCAAAUACUUUACAAAAAACCUCCUAACCAGAGUAGUGCCAGUUUAUCAGCCUCUGCCAGUCCUUCACACUGCUCUUGCUUACAAUUAUUAGCUAAACCAGCAGAUUCCAGAAAGACGCAAACAUGCCAACCCCUUAACUUGCUUGUUCUCAUGCCAAAACCAGCACUACUUUCUUUGCUAUUCCAGCAGGUGUUGAUUCACUACUGGGGACCAUCCCAGCUUCUUCCAAUCUGUUUCCAGAACAUGUGAAUUGGAUCAGUAUUGGGAAGAUAACUGUCCUGAGCUUUAAGGAAAGGGCAGGCUACAGACUUAAAUGGGCUCUAAUCCUAUUUUGUAAUGUCUGCCAUUAAAACAUGGCUAUAGAGGUUCUUUAAAUUAUACAGGUUCUAAUUUCAGAAAUCUCUCAAUGCAUUUACACUGAACUUUCCCUUUAUCCCUCAAGUCAUUACUGUGGUUGAGGUAAAGAACUACCUCUGUUAUGAAAGCUAUCUCUUUUCUUUCUUUCUGUGUAACAUAAACCCACUGUAAAUAAUCCAACUGGUGUAUAGUGUAAAAUGGAAAGAAAAGGUAAUGUAAAUACUCUGUUGCUCACACAAAUAGGUUACUGCCUAAGAUUUUUGUCUUAAUAGCUAUGUAACGGGCAGAAACAUUAAUAGCUGAAUCUUUUCCAGUCACUCUAUCUUCACCUAUAGAGUUGCUGUUUUUCACUUAACUGUUAAAGGCACAAGACCCGUCUGAGAAGAAGGUGGCAACCCUACACACUAACUUCCAACACAUUGGGUAAAAAUGCUGCUAUAAAUUAACCCACAUGCUCUUACAAUUUUUAGGGAAAAUAUUGGUGCCAUAAGCUUUCCUUCUAGAAACAUGUGGGGAUAAUAGAUUGUGCCAUAUAAAUGCAUUUAAGCAUGGAACAUCAGUAAGAGGCUUGGUUGUGAGUGUUGCUUUAAGAGCCAUAAGUACUAUUAACUGUAGAUAGAUUCGAACAUCUGCCACAGGUUAGAACCUCCAGGAGUUACUGGCUUCAGAUAAUUUGAGUGGAGCAGUGGGUGUUGUCGUCAGUUUUGUGUUUGAAGAGCCUUACUUUUCAUAUUCUGGUUCAGAUGGUCAAAAAAACAUAGUACAGACUUAUGGCAGACCCAUUGAUAUAAAAUGUUAUAAUCAGUUAGGGAACUGGCUAGUUCCUAACAAUGCAUUUGUCCUGAUUUUCAGUUUGGCAUUUAGCCCCACACUUCCAUUCAUUAUUUAGUUAUCACUAACUACGUGGCAGUGUCUUCAGAAAUGUCUCUUCUCCAUCAUAGUGAUGGAAGUAAGAGCAAAUUUUAUUAGUUUUUGGUUACUAUAACUGCUUCCAUCUCAACUUUUGCUUUUGGAACAGAAAACCAAGCCAAGAGUAUAGAAGCUACAUAUUGGCAAUGCAUGAAUACGUUGGUUUCUAACAUUAUGUGCUAUGUAAAAAUGUACAGUUGUCAGUGUUAACCAAAUCAAAGGUGAUGGCUUAUAAAUACUCCAGGCUGCUGUGCCACAUACAGUUUUAAAUAUAUUGGUGUACAGAUCUCUUUUUCAGCCUAUGCAACGUAAGAUAAAUCCCUUUAUUCAUACUGACUUCUAAAGUCUGUCUUGCAACAUAACACUGGAAUGACAAAGGUCCACAGUUGUUGCAUUUUCACCUAUAAACAAGUGAACCCAGAAAAGUGAACAUUGCAUAAUUCCAUCAUUUGGAAGAGUAGGCUGGGCAACAUGAAUGUGUCAAAUAAUAACAGCCAAGACCUCUGUCAAGAUUAAACCUUAAUCAAAUAAUUCCAGUAAGAGGUUCAAGGUUGGCAUUGAAAUACGACAUAUACUAACGCUUUCUUGUGGAACUAGAACAACGUUCCCUCUUAAGUGACCUUUAAACCUGUAGCUGGCUUCACAAGGAGGGAGACAAAAGUUGACGUGGACCAGAUUCCACAGGGCAGUCAAUGUCUUGGACUUCUAAGACAUGGUUUUCAAAGUCAGAAGCAUAAACAGGUCUUGAAGUACUGCAGUGGAAGCUUGUUGCAGUGAAUAGCUAAUUGGGAACAUGCCACACGAACAUUGCAAGAGUGUUUAUGUAGGUUUUAGAGGCUAUUAAAAGUGAAAUAUCCUGAAUGCUUACUGCAAACUAACCAGGGCUGUUGUCAAAAUGUUGGAACAAUUGCUCAAUAUGCUUCUGAGAAGUAAAAAUCUGAAGGAAAACUACCAUUUAAGUUGUAAACAUUUUGAACUGUGUGCAUGGCUUUCUUUUAAAGACUGAUGUAAGAAUUUUGACUUUUUAUAUCUGAAAUGAUCCUCCAAAAUAAAAAAAAUUUGAAACACAA
This is a messenger RNA of Rhineura floridana, 4096 nucleotides long. RefSeq names its product nudix hydrolase 4 (gene NUDT4). The record is from RefSeq and is a predicted model, not a curated record. Gene Ontology annotation, molecular function: bis(5'-adenosyl)-pentaphosphatase activity; bis(5'-adenosyl)-hexaphosphatase activity; diphosphoinositol-polyphosphate diphosphatase activity. Lineage: Eukaryota; Metazoa; Chordata; Lepidosauria; Squamata; Rhineuridae. Gene Ontology annotation, biological process: diadenosine hexaphosphate catabolic process; adenosine 5'-(hexahydrogen pentaphosphate) catabolic process; diadenosine pentaphosphate catabolic process. The transcript has 5 exons. The coding region runs from base 772 to 1314 and encodes 180 amino acids. Gene Ontology annotation, cellular component: cytoplasm; nucleus.